Messenger RNA from Purpureocillium takamizusanense, 300 nucleotides. RefSeq lists its product as uncharacterized. Lineage: Eukaryota; Fungi; Ascomycota; Sordariomycetes; Hypocreales; Ophiocordycipitaceae. The coding region runs from base 1 to 300 and encodes 99 amino acids. The transcript has a single exon. The record is from RefSeq and is a predicted model, not a curated record.
AUGGGCGUUGAAGGACAAGACGGCGAGCUGUGGGCAGCUCUGGAACCCCCCCCCGGGGGGGCUUUUUUGAGACAAUUGCAUCCUCAUCCAAGCCACUUCCCUUUGAUCCCGUGCGCCACUGCCGCGCCGUUUCGAUUUGAAGAGAAGGUGCGAUUAUCAGGGUCUGGCCACGUCGCGACGCUCACUCGAUCGCCACCCUGUGAUGUCGAUGCCGCGGCCGCCAUCGCCCGUUGUCGCAUCCAUGCCACCGGCAGCAUGGCCGCCGACACGGGUGCUUCGCAUCAAACCCGCCGGACAUGA